This is a messenger RNA of Gossypium raimondii (Peruvian cotton), 1924 nucleotides long. Its product is annotated as purple acid phosphatase 15. The coding region runs from base 108 to 1742 and encodes 544 amino acids. Gene Ontology annotation, molecular function: acid phosphatase activity; metal ion binding. NCBI's taxonomy places the organism in Eukaryota, Viridiplantae, Streptophyta, Magnoliopsida, Malvales, Malvaceae. The record is from RefSeq and is a predicted model, not a curated record. The transcript has 7 exons.
CCAGCAAAACCCACGCGUCAGCUUAUCAUAUUUCCGAUCAUCCGAUAAAAAGGAAAAUAUAUUCAUUUCUUCACAUACUCGCUAUUUCUCUCGCUGGAAAGUCGAAGAUGUUCUUAACGAUGACGUUUCGGUGGUUCUUCGUUUUCUCAGUCUCCAUCGCCGUCGCCGCUAUCGACGACGACCUGAUUCCUUCCACUCUCGACGGGCCUUUCGAACCCGUAACCGUCCCCUACGAUGUCAGCUUGCGCGGUAACGCUGUCGAUUUGCCCGACACCGAUCCCCGUGUGCGCCGCUGCGUCGAAGGAUUCGAGCCCGAGCAGAUUUCGGUCUCUCUCUCCGUCAAUUAUGACUCUGUUUGGAUCUCAUGGAUCACCGGGGAAUUCCAAAUUGGUAAUAACAUAAAGCCACUGAACCCCAAUACUGUUGCAAGUGUGGUUCGUUAUGGGAGGUCAAGGGUUCCAUUAACUGAUGAAGCCAGUGGUUAUUCUUUGGUGUACAACCAACUUUAUCCCUUUGAAGGUCUCCAGAAUUACACUUCUGGAAUCAUCCACCAUGUUCGUCUAACAGGACUGAAACCCAGCACACUCUAUUAUUAUCGAUGUGGAGAUCCCUCAAUAUCAGCCAUGAGUGGUAUCUACCAUUUCAGGGCCAUGCCAGUUUCUGGUCCCAGGAGCUAUCCAAACAGAAUAGCAGUUGUGGGAGAUCUUGGACUAACAUAUAAUACAACUGAUACUAUCCAUAAUUUGAAAAGCAACAAGCCUGAUCUAGUUCUAUUAGUUGGUGACGUAAGUUAUGCAAACCUUUACCGCACAAAUGGUACUGGCUCUGACUGCUAUGAUUGCUCAUUUCCGGAGACUCCAAUACAUGAGACCUAUCAGCCUCGUUGGGAUUACUGGGGCAGGUUUAUGCAGAGUUUAAUUUCUAGAACUCCAAUAAUGGUGAUAGAAGGGAACCAUGAAAUAGAGGAGCAAGCUGGGAAACAGAGCUUUGUAGCUUACAGAUCGCGAUUUGCAUUCCCUUCUGAAGAAAGCAAAUCUUCAUCCCCAUUUUACUAUUCCUUUAAUGCAGGGGGGAUACAUUUUAUCAUGCUUGGAGCAUAUGUUGAUUAUAGUAAAUCAGCAAAGCAAUACAAGUGGCUGGAGAGAGACUUAGCUAAUGUUGAUAGAUCCAUGACACCAUGGCUGGUAGCUGCCUGGCACCCACCAUGGUACAAUACAUAUACUGCUCAUUAUAAAGAGGCAGAAUGUAUGAGGCUGGAAAUGGAAGAAUUACUGUAUAGUUAUGGUGUUGAUAUAGUCUUUAAUGGACAUGUUCAUGCCUAUGAGAGGUCCAAUCGAGUUUACAAUUAUACAUUAGAUCCAUGUGGACCAGUACAUAUCACAGUAGGAGAUGGGGGAAACCGUGAAAAAAUGGCAAUUGAACAUGCUGAUGAAGCUGCUAACUGUCCAGAGCCAUCAUCUACCCAUGACGAAGAUAUGGGUGGCUUUUGUGCAACAAACUUCACUAGCGGUCCAGCAGCAGGAAAGUUCUGUUGGGACCAGCAACCUGAUUACAGUGCCUUCAGAGAGAGUAGCUUUGGUCAUGGGAUCUUGGAGGUGAAGAAUGAGACUUGGGCUCUAUGGACAUGGUAUCGGAACCAGGAUUCAAGUGGUAAGGUCGGCGAUCAAGUUUACAUAGUGAGGCAACCUGAGCUGUGUCUUGGCAGUAUCAAACUCCCAAAAAGUUCAUUUGCAGACAGUUGAGUGACACUACAAAGGAAUUUAAUGUUCCCUUGUAGGGCUUUAAGGAAGAUCCAGGUAUUUUCAAGCAUAUAUGAAAUGAGGGAAUAAUGCUACAGCUAUAGUUAUAUGCGAUACAGCUGAUGGAAUGUAAAAAAAGAGAAAUAAGAUCAUGAUAAUAUAACUUGCAGUUUUCUCAUGCAGAA